AUGACCAGUGAGGUGAUCAAGCACCUGACCAAUGCCAUGACCAAAGUGCUGACCAAAGUGCUGACCAACGUGCUGACCAAAGUGGUGACCAAAGUGGUGACCAAGCACCUGACCAAUGCCAUGACCAAAGUGUUGACCAAGAUGCUGCCCAAAGUGUUGACCAACGUGCUGACCAGUGUGCUGACCAAUGCCAUGACCAAUGUGCUGACCAACGUGCUGACCAAAGUGGUGACCAAUGUGUUGACCAAUGUGCUGACCAAGCACCUGACCUAA
Molecule: messenger RNA, 273 nt
Organism: Babesia bigemina
Lineage: Eukaryota; Apicomplexa; Aconoidasida; Piroplasmida; Babesiidae
Exons: 1
Coding region: 1-273 (90 amino acids)
Source: RefSeq, a predicted model, not a curated record